AUGAGCGGACUGUUUUCCAUGUUCUUUGGCAAUAAUGAUGCCAAAAAAGAUACACCUAAGAAGGCGAUUGCAGAUUUGCGCAUGCAGAUCACACUUCUCCAAAAAAAGGAGGACUAUCUGACGAAACAGAUUGAGGAGCAAGAGAAUCUGGCACGCAAAAAUGUGACUACCAACAAGAACUUGGCCCGAACGGCGCUGCGACGAAAGAAAAUGCAUGAGAAAAACUUGGAAGGAUUGCAGGGCCAGAUUGACAGUCUGGAAAGCCAGCUAAAUGCGAUUGAAUCUGCGAACCUAAACUUUGAGACCAUGAAGGCAAUGAAGCAAGGGUCCAAGGCUUUGAAGCAUAUUCAUGGUAAUAUGAACAUUGAUAAGGUUGAUCAGACUAUGGAUGAAAUUGAGGAGCAAGUAACUUUGGGUCAAGAAAUUAAUAAUGCAAUUUCGAGGCCACUUGCUGGGCUUGAAAUGGAUGAUGAUGAACUUAAUGAUGAACUUGAAAACCUUGAACAAGAAGUUUUGGAGGAAAAAAUGGUGGUUGGAGCAGGACGUGCCCCAGUUGCUAUUCCUGGGGGGGUAUCUUCAUCUACAACAAAUAUCCCAGCUACCAAAAAUGCAGCAACCCCAGCAAAGAAGGAAGAAGAGGAUUCAGACGAGGAGGAAGAGCUACGGAGACUUCAGGCCGAAAUGGCUCUGUGA
Magnusiomyces paraingens is the source of this 693-nucleotide messenger RNA. RefSeq lists its product as uncharacterized. Gene Ontology annotation, cellular component: cytoplasmic side of plasma membrane; ESCRT III complex; multivesicular body. The record is from RefSeq and is a predicted model, not a curated record. The transcript is spliced from 2 exons. Gene Ontology annotation, biological process: late endosome to vacuole transport via multivesicular body sorting pathway; vesicle budding from membrane. NCBI's taxonomy places the organism in Eukaryota, Fungi, Ascomycota, Dipodascomycetes, Dipodascales, Dipodascaceae. The coding region runs from base 1 to 693 and encodes 230 amino acids.